GUCGCUUUUCACUCACACUCUCAACAGAGUAGUUAUAGCCGACCUAAAAUCCACUCUAUUGUGAAGGAAGUUCACCGUGGAGUUUAGUCAGCUAAGUAGUUAUCAGUCUAGAGUUAUCGGACACUCGGUGAUCAUGGGGUAGCAUCGUUUACAGUUGUUGACUGUCUAUUAAAAUAGAUGCAUGUCUCGAAGUUAUGGAAAUAUGCCUAACUUUUAACACGCAAGCAGGACUGCAUUACAUGUUUAAUUGUGCAUACACUCAGUUUGAAAUGAGCACACCUGGUCACUUCUUCAUUACACAAUCUGCUUAGUGCUUACUCUGCAAAGUUGGAAAUAACCCCUGUAUAUCUGGCAGUAGCAUGGUGUGUUUGGGACCAUGGGACGCCCUGGAACAGUUGAACAGUGAGGUCCCGUUGAUGGCAUCCCACUACUCGUGUUACAUUACAUUCCACCAGACUCCCCAUAUACUGGGGGCCUUCUGGGGUGCACAUGCUCCGAGCUUACCCAACGUUCUCCACUCUCAGAAUAGUUCUAGGUCUGCCUUGCUUGUUGACUGGACGCCCAAAGUAUUGCCCACAGCUUGUUUGCUUGUCUGUCUACUGCUAUCUGUUUGUCGACUUGUAUCUCAUCAUCAUACGAAGUGAGUGAGUGUCUCUGUCUGUCUGUCUGUGACCAUCUACCCUUGUGUCCGGUGUCCACAUGACUUCGGCCUGAAUGUCUGUGGAUGUGUGUGUGUCCCUGUGUAUCCUGGUGUGCGUCUCAGUGUGUGUGUGCGUCCUGCUGUCGGUGCUGCCCGGUCUCUCGGUGUCUGACAGCCCGUGUCCUGUCUCCGUGCAGCAUAAGCUGAAGUCUUCGCAGAGGGACAAGGUCCGGCAGUUCAUGUCCUUCACGCAGGCUGGGGAGAAGACUGCCACUUACUGCCUGACCCAGAAUGACUGGAAACUAGAGGUGGCCACAGACAACUACUUCCAGAACCCAGACCUCUACUACAAGGAAUCAAUGAAAACUCCUGUGGAGAAGAAGAAGCUGGAACAGCUCUACAACCGCUACAAAGAUCCCCAGGAUGAGAAUAAGAUUGGCAUCGAUGGCAUCCAGCAGUUCUGUGACGACCUCACCCUGGACCCGGCCAGCAUCAGUGUCUUGGUGGUGGCGUGGAAGUUCCGGGCCGCCACCCAGUGCGAGUUCAGCAAGAAGGAGUUCCUGGAUGGCAUGUCCGAACUGGGUUGCGACAGCCCAGAGAAGUUGAAGGCUCUUCUUCCCAGGUUAGAACAGGAGCUUAAAGACAGCGGCAAGUUCAAGGACUUCUACCAGUUCACAUUCAACUUCGCCAAGAACCCUGGACAGAAGGGUUUAGAUCUAGAGAUGGCUGUGGCCUACUGGAACCUGGUACUGACAGGCCGCUUUAAGUUCCUGGACCUCUGGAACAGGUUCUUAUUGGAACACCACAAACGGUCAAUUCCCAAAGACACAUGGAACCUACUCUUGGAUUUUGGCAACAUAAUCGCAGACGACAUGUCAAAUUACGACGAGGAGGGGGCGUGGCCAGUUCUCAUAGACGACUUUGUGGAAUUCGCCCGGCCGAUCGUAACGGGAUCCAAACGCAAAACCCACUAUUAACAACCCAGCUCUUGAAAGAGGGGCAGAACUUUGGUUCCUCUUCAUUGACUUUGUAGGAAUUUUUUUAUAGACUUUUUAAGAGGAAACCAGAGAAACACUUGAAACCGUGACACCGCACAACUAUCAGGUAACCCAGCUAUGAGGGAUGAGUGAGAGGAAAACACAGGAAGCAAGGCUUUAUUUCUGUACUUGUUUGAUGGGAGUCACCACGUGCACAUUACCAGCUGGCAGUACAUGUCCCAGCCUGAGGGCCAGCCGGGAAGAGGCCUUGGGGAUAUCAGUGUUCCAGGCAACGCUCCCUUUGGAAUCUCAGUAUUCCAGUGAAGAGGAGAAAAGGAGAGUUGCCUCCCCUGGCACGCUCUCUCUCUUGCUCUCUCUAUCUGCUCUCUCAGCUCUGGGAAUUCGGAUUGAACAUUUUUUGUGUGUUUUUGGGGUUGAUCCUUGUUAGUUAGCUUUGUGUGGCACGCAGGGCUCUGAGGGGACUGUUCAGAACAGGCCUUGUUUCUAACCCAAACACUUUGGGACAGACAGAGCGGCUUGCAACGUUUGCUCACGACACCAGCGUCAACAAAACUGUUACAGUUAUAUACUGUAUAUAUUAUACUGUGUCUUUUAAAACAGUAUGUACAGAGAAUUAUAUGAAGAAUAAUAUAAAUAAGUUACAUUUAUAAUUAUAAGAGUUUAAACUUUUUGUGUAAAUUAAAAAGAUCUGGUAUAUGAUGCCUCAAUAAGAUUUGAUAGAAUUGUAGGUCUGGUGUGUACCAAGUCGUCAUUUUAUUUGACAGUUUGGGUUCGAAAAUGGCAACAUUCUGUGUUUUUAGAAUCUUUUUUUGGUUCACUUUUAUAUUUGUUUAAACAAAUACAUUUCAGCCAUUGAAGUAAAUAGACCAUGCUUCCUCUAAAUGGUUGUCCCAUUCAACAUGUAUAUUAGGGAAGGGCUGUUCAUUCUGGCACGCAAGGACUGAAAUUCUGUUCUUGUUGGAGGUUUGGAUAAAUAAAAAUGAAAUGCUGUGUCUGCUGGCCAAUUAAUGACACUAAUUGAUCAAUUAAGUGUAAGGCACAAAAGACAAGCAGGACUGUGGACCUCAGUGACUGUAAAUUGUGCACUUCUGCAUUAUGUAAUUUCAACACCCCAAAAACAACCACCAAGCAGUCACUAGGGGGCACUGUUUGUCACGCAUGUGUGCGUGCGAGAGGGAGUGCUUUGGACAGGGCUUACAUGUGUUGAAAAGGACCCUGCCGCCCAUCCAUUUAGUAUUAAAGCCUUUGUGACAAGCAUUAUUUACACUAUUUGUCAUUCAAUAAUCAUACAGAUAUUGUUAGUUUGGAAAGGAAUAUUGAAUAAAGCAUGUUUUUAUCAGAAGUGAA
Messenger RNA from Coregonus clupeaformis (lake whitefish), 2985 nucleotides. RefSeq names its product DCN1-like protein 2. Bases 715 to 1617 code for a protein of 300 amino acids. Gene Ontology annotation, cellular component: ubiquitin ligase complex. The record is from RefSeq and is a predicted model, not a curated record. Gene Ontology annotation, biological process: protein neddylation; positive regulation of ubiquitin-protein transferase activity. Gene Ontology annotation, molecular function: ubiquitin-like protein binding; cullin family protein binding; ubiquitin conjugating enzyme binding. The transcript has 6 exons. NCBI's taxonomy places the organism in Eukaryota, Metazoa, Chordata, Actinopteri, Salmoniformes, Salmonidae.